AUAGUAACAUGAAACACAAGGGGAUGGGAGUCGUGAUAGAACCCGGGAGUGUGAGCGGGAGGCGAGCGCGGACUCCUCUUCUGACAGCAGGACUUGGGCUGAGCCAGGAACAGAUGCCGUGAAAAGCUGUUAGAAAGUCAAAAUUGCUGGAAGUUACAGCAUUUGUGAAAGAGGUCCAAAAUGCCACACAUCGACACAGACAUUAAGUUGGACUUCAAGGAUGUCCUCCUGAGACCCAAACGGAGCACCCUGAAAUCCCGCAGUGAGGCUAGGCUUGAGAUAGGAGGUAGGUGCGGAGCAGAGUCCUGUUGUUCCCCGAGUGACCCCUGCAUGGCAGCCCUGUUAAAAGACAUCUCGGUUCUGGAAUUGGGCCAGCAUUUUUUCUCUGCCCUGCUCCCUGAGAAUUGGAGAGACUACAAACUGGACUUUGUGCAGGUGGAUCUCAUGAGGUCUUUUGUGUUCCGGAAUUCCAAGCAGAUGUACACUGGGAUCCCCAUCAUUGCUGCCAACAUGGAUACCGUGGGCACCUUUGAGAUGGCCAAGGUGCUUUGCAAGGUAGGGUGGUUGUUUGGGGACUCUUGAUAACCCUGUGCUGUGUGAGGGAAAUUUGCCUGUCCCACUUGGUACCGUAAUGUGCCCCAUGGCGCAGAGUGGUAAGCGGCAGUACUGCAGUCAAAGCUCUGCUCAUGACCUGAGUUCGAUCCUGGUGGAAGGUCUUUUGUGUUCCGGAAUUCCAAGCAGACGUACACUGGGAUCCCCAUCAUUGCUGCCAACAUGGAUACCGUGGGCACCUUUGAGAUGGCCAAGGUGCUUUGCAAGUUCUGUCUCUUCACAGCUAUCCAUAAACACUACAGCCUGGAAGAGUGGAAGGAGUUUGCAGCCCAGAAUCCAGAGUGCCUCCAGAACGUGGCGGCCAGUUCAGGCACCGGGCCCUCUGACUUCGAGCUGCUGGAGCAGAUCCUAGAGGCAGUGCCCCAGGUUCGCUACAUCUGCCUGGACGUGGCCAAUGGCUACUCGGAACACUUUGUCCAGUUCCUGAGGGAUGUGCGGAAACGCUUUCCUGACCACACCAUCAUGGCUGGGAACGUGGUGACAGGGGAGAUGGUGGAAGAGCUUAUCUUGUCAGGAGCCGACAUCAUCAAAGUUGGCAUUGGACCAGGCUCGGUUUGUACCACUCGGAAGAAGACGGGCGUGGGUUACCCCCAGCUCAGUGCUGUCAUGGAAUGUGCCGAUGCAGCCCACGGUCUCAACGGGCACAUUAUCUCGGAUGGAGGCUGCAGCUGUCCGGGGGACGUGGCAAAGGCUUUUGGCGCCGGUGCAGACUUCGUCAUGCUGGGGGGCAUGCUGGCCGGGCACACCGAAUCGGGGGGGGAGCUGAUCGAGAAGGGGGGCAAGAAAUACAAGAUGUUCUACGGCAUGAGCUCGGAGGUGUCGAUGAAGAAGUAUGCCGGGGGUGUUGCUGAAUACAGGGCCUCUGAGGGGAAGGUGGUCGAGGUGCCGUUCAAGGGGGACGUGGAGCACACCUUGCGGGACAUCCUGGGGGGCAUCCGCUCCACGUGCACCUAUGUGGGGGCUGCCAAGCUGAAGGAGCUGAGCCGCAGGACCACCUUCAUCCGGGUCACCCAGCAAGCCAACCCCAUCUUUGAUCAGGUGGACCAGCCCUGACCCAGCUCCUCAGGAAGCCGCUCUGGUAUCCAAGACCCCCACCUGCCUUUCGGGUUUCCAGGGGAGGCUGUCUGAAGGCCAGCCAGAAGGCCAGCAUCUUGGCGUUCCAGGAGGUGACCAGUUAAGCUCCCAAGCAAGGCAGAUGGGCUCUCCUCCCUCCGGCCCCUUUCACUCCGUGGAGAGACCAGCUGCCACUUCCCAUUCAUUCCAGGACACUCUGAUCCACCCCACCCCCCCACCCCCCGGGCCCAUGCUCCAGUUACUCAGGAGGGAAGAGGGGUGCGUCCGUGCAUGCCG
Messenger RNA from Eublepharis macularius, 1962 nucleotides. It is a transcript of the gene GMPR2, whose product is annotated as guanosine monophosphate reductase 2. Gene Ontology annotation, biological process: nucleotide metabolic process. Gene Ontology annotation, molecular function: GMP reductase activity. The record is from RefSeq and is a predicted model, not a curated record. NCBI's taxonomy places the organism in Eukaryota, Metazoa, Chordata, Lepidosauria, Squamata, Eublepharidae. The coding region runs from base 775 to 1665 and encodes 296 amino acids. The transcript is spliced from 12 exons. Gene Ontology annotation, cellular component: GMP reductase complex.